AUAAGACAAAGGAGUAUAUGGAAUUGGUUAUUAGAAAAAUGAAAGAAAGGAAUUUAUCAUUAACAGAUGCUAUAGAUAACAUCUUGGAUAACGCAGAAAAUAAAGAAGAACGUUCUGCUAAGAUUGAAAUCUUAAUUCCUUUUAGUAAUACUUAUGAGAUAUUUCAUGGGGAAUGGCUUAAUUUUAAGGAUUUUAAGGCAACUAAUACUGUUGAGAGAUUAUGGAAAAAGUUUGUGGAAUACGCCAGAGCAUAUACCGAGAAUGAUAAUCUCUCAAUAAGUACUGAGACAAAAAAAUCUAUAUGCUCCAACUUUACAAAAUGCCUAAAUGUACUUAUCCCAUUUAUCGAGAAAUAUGAUACCUUUUUCCAUCAUUUAGUAUAUCAUAUGCGAUAUAAAGAACACAUAUUCAUCCCAGAUAAGAUUGGACGACCUGAAAUGAUAAGAAAAAUGAGAUAG
Molecule: messenger RNA, 458 nt
Organism: Racocetra persica
Lineage: Eukaryota; Fungi; Glomeromycota; Glomeromycetes; Diversisporales; Gigasporaceae
Source: the annotation of a GenBank genome assembly